CAAAUCUAUUUUAUAACUCGUCCGUGGCAAAAAUAUGCAACCAACCAAUAGGAAUAAGUAUGAAAGUAUUCGUUAAUCGAGCAGUGGGGAAAGGCAGUGACGAGUGACUACGAAUUACAAUUAGCGACACAACAAAUGAAAGCGUGACGUGAAUACGCUGGUUUACCAUACCGCGUCGGGAUAAUGUCGUUCGAGAAGAAAAACGUUAUUCGUUUAUAAAGCAGGGUACAUAAAAGCCCCAUAAUUUAAUCUCGGCACUGUUUUAUCGUACAGUUGCCAGAAAAUGGAAGCAGACUAUCAACCGACGCUAAAUCCAACGCGAACUUUGACAGCAAUAGCUAAUGAAGUCGAAGACCCAUACCCAAGUUUGUCAGAUUAUCAUGAUUAUGAGCCCAACUUGGAGUUUGAUGAUACUGAGUUACAAACUACUUCAAAUAAUGCACAGCUUUUAGAAGAAAAGUUGGAUUUAAUUAACAAUGCAGGAAAUUAUUUGGAGAGUCCAGUAAGCGAUGGAACAAUUGAAGAAAACUUUGAAGAAGCUUUGGUAGAUGCUCCAGUUAUCAAAUCCGCAGAGGAUCUUGCUGCAUUAGAUGGUGAACUUGCGGAUGAAGAAGAUUAUCUUGAUAUAUCAAGAUAUGGCAUUGUAGAAGUGGUUGGUGAUGAUAAUGCUGGUCGUAAAGUAAUAGUAGUAUCUGCAUGUAAAUUACCUCCUGUUGGAAAAGAAACUUUUAAUUAUGCAAAACUUCUCAGGUAUCUCACACAUACUUUAGAUACAUUUGUAGAACAAGACUAUAGUCUAGUUUAUUUUCAUUAUGGUCUUACUUCAAAAAAUAAACCACCAUUGUCUUGGUUAUGGCAAGCAUAUAAAGCUUUUGACAGAAAAUAUAAAAAAAAUUUAAAAGCAUUAUAUUUGGUGCAUCCAACUAAUUUUAUUAGAAUUGUAUGGCAAAUAUUUAAGCCAGCUAUUAGUGCAAAGUUUGGUCGGAAAAUGAUGUAUGUCAAUUACUUAGAAGAAUUAGCACAAUACAUUAAUCUUGAUCAACUUAUUAUACCUCCUCAAGUAAUAGAACACAAUGAACAGCUAAUGUUAAAGAAUAAAAAGAAUUUACCAACAAGUCCACCUCAGAGUACGGUAACAACACCAGUUGGUACCACUCAAUUUGGAGCAAGUCUCACUUUUAUUAAAGAAAAUAACAAUGGUGAUCCUAUACCACCAAUAGUGCGACAAUGCAUUGAAUUUCUUGAUAUGCCUGAUGCAUUAGAAACAGAAGGGAUAUUUAGAAGAUCAGCUAAUGUAGCAGUAGUUAAAGAACUUCAAAAUCGUUGUAACCAAGGAUUACCAAUUGAUUUUCAAGGAGACCCGCAUAUAGCAGCUGUUCUUCUUAAAACGUUUCUUCGAGAAUUAGAUGAACCACUUAUGACAUAUGAUUUAUAUGAUGAAAUAACACAAUUUCAAGCUCUAUCGAAAGAUGAACGUCCAAGAAGAGUUAAAAUAUUAGUACUUGAAAAACUUCCAGAAGAUAAUUAUCAGGUUUUAAAAUAUAUCGUACAAUUUUUAUCAAGGGUAAUGGACAGAUGUGAUUUAAACAAAAUGACAUCAAGUAAUCUCGCCGUUGUAUUUGGUCCAAAUCUUGUCAGAGCACCACCAUCACGUGGAAUGUCACUUUCCGCAAUAGGUCCCAUUAAUCAAUUUAUAGACUUUUUAUUUACCCAUCAGGAUAAAAUAUUUAUUAUAUAAAGAAAAUAUAGGAUUGAACGCUAAAGGCCUAAUUUAAAACGAAAUUAAUACUUUAUCUAUGUUAUAGAACAGAAAUUUUAUAAAUUUGGCUGCCAAGUUUGAUAUUGUAUGAAUUUACAUAAAUAACUUCGAAGAAAAUUUUAUAGAAUUUUUAUUGAAAAUUAUCAAGUUCCUAAGAAUUUCAUUUUAAAAUGUAAAAACAAGAAUCUUCGAAGUCAUAUCAAACUUGUUGGAACUUGAACGUAACAACUCAACAUGUAUAAUAUUCAUAUUUAAUUAUAACAUUCGUACUUUGUUGAUUAAAAUAUUUUUAUAUUUAAAUAUACAGAUAGAAAAAUACUUGCAUAUCUAAUGUCACAAACAGCGUUUAAUUAUACAACUUGCACAAAAUUUUUUUUUUAGUAAAUUAAUAUAAUAAUUUCAUGGGACAUAAAAAUAUUGUAAAUCAAUCUGGAUAUACAAUUCAAAAAUAUGUAAAGUUACAUAAAAAUUAAUGGUAUACCAAAGAUAUAUGAAAAUAUCAUGCAAUUUAUAAAAUAUAGGAUUAUUUAAAAUUAGCAUAAUGUAGUAAAAUUAGAUGGGCAAAUUAUGUUGUACAGGAUGCCUUGCUCGCAUAAUUUUAUUAACUUAUAUAA
Apis dorsata (giant honeybee) is the source of this 2373-nucleotide messenger RNA. RefSeq names its product rho GTPase-activating protein 1-like (gene RhoGAP68F). Gene Ontology annotation, cellular component: cytoplasm. Gene Ontology annotation, biological process: small GTPase-mediated signal transduction; negative regulation of endocytic recycling. NCBI's taxonomy places the organism in Eukaryota, Metazoa, Arthropoda, Insecta, Hymenoptera, Apidae. Gene Ontology annotation, molecular function: GTPase activator activity. The coding region runs from base 284 to 1738 and encodes 484 amino acids. The record is from RefSeq and is a predicted model, not a curated record. The transcript has 10 exons.